Molecule: messenger RNA, 2054 nt
Organism: Hyaloscypha bicolor E
Lineage: Eukaryota; Fungi; Ascomycota; Leotiomycetes; Helotiales; Hyaloscyphaceae
Product: putative leukotriene A-4 hydrolase like protein
Exons: 5
Coding region: 148-1989 (613 amino acids)
Biological process (GO): proteolysis
Cellular component (GO): cytosol
Molecular function (GO): metallopeptidase activity; aminopeptidase activity; epoxide hydrolase activity
Source: RefSeq, a predicted model, not a curated record
AGCGUCUUCAUCCCCAGCAAUCUUGUCUCAAGACCUCAAGAGUGAGACGUACGGUACAUGAAUACAGUGCUCUCUUUCGCAAGGACCUUCUUCGUCUCUGCGCGCCACAUCUCUGUCUCACAUCAGCUCGCUCCUAAAUCUCGAACGAUGGCCACCACCAACAUGCCACGUGAUCCUAAUACCCUCUCAAACUACAACAACUGGCGGACGAAGAAUACUAUCGCCGACUUCACUAUCGAUUUCAAGAAGCAGCGGCUCACAGGAUUUGUCGAUCUGCAGUUGGAAUCCAUCACAGACAAGGAGUCCGAAGAGAUCAUUCUUGACACCAGCUUCCUGGACAUCACGGCCAUCGAAAUAAAUGGCACGAAGGCCAGUGACUGGACUGUCAAAGACCGCUCUGAGCCCUAUGGUAGUCCCCUCUCCAUCAAAGUUCCCGCCCUCGCCAAGGGACAGUAUAGCUACCUGAGGAUUGAAGUCUCAACGACAGCCCAAUGCACUGCACUGCAAUGGUUCACUCCAGCCCAGACAUCGAACAAAAAAUACCCCUACAUGUUCUCUCAAUGCCAGGCCAUCCAUAACCGCUCCAUUUUUCCAUGCCAAGAUACACCCGAUGUAAAGAGCACAUAUGACUUCCGCAUCCGGUCCCCUCUGCCAGUGGUAGCAAGUGGCCUCCCCACCGGAGCAUCCAGCUUCGAGCAUGGAAAAGAUGGAGAAUCAGGGACACUGCUCUACACCUUCCGCCAAGAGAUCCCAAUGCCGUCCUAUCUCUUUGCCAUUGCGUCAGGCGACAUCGCCACCGCCUCGAUCGGACCACGUUCUCUCGUUUCCACUGGCCCUGAAGAAUUGUCUGACGCGAAAUGGGAGCUGGAAGCCGACACAGAGAAGUUCAUCGAGGUUGCGGAGAAGCUUAUCUUCCCGUAUCAGUGGACACAGUAUAAUGUUCUCGUGUUGCCGCCCAGCUUCCCGUAUGGAGGGAUGGAGAACCCGAUUUUUACAUUCGCAACGCCGACGAUUAUUAGUGGUGAUCGUGAGAAUGUUGAUGUUAUUGCACAUGAGUUGAGUCAUUCUUGGAGUGGCAAUUUGGUUAGCAAUGCGAGUUGGGAACAUUUCUGGCUGAACGAAGGUUGGACGACGUACCUUGAAAGAAGAAUUCAAGCAGUUGUCCACGGUGAACCUCAACGAGACUUCUCGGCUAUCAUUGGUUGGAAGGCUUUAGAGGACUCCGUCAACAAUUUCGGCGAUGAUCACGAGUUCACCAAGCUCGUUAUCGAUCUUAAGGGGAAGGAUCCUGAUGAUGCAUUCAGCAGUAUCCCGUAUGAAAAGGGAUUCCACUUCCUGUACUACCUAGAAAAACUCGUUGGCAAGGAGACCUGGGACAAAUUCAUUCCUCAUUAUUUCACCACAUGGUUGAAGAAAUCCCUCGACUCCUACGAUUUCAAAGCUACUCUUCUCGACUUCUUUAAAUCGGACAAUGAAGCUUCCAAAAAGCUUGAGUCUGUUGAUUGGGAUAUGUGGUUCUACAAACCUGGCCUGCCACCAAAGCCCAAAUUUGACACAAGUAUGGUCGACAAAUGCUACGACCUAGCCAAGAAUUGGGAGUCCAAGGAUUUCACACCAAGCCCCACAGACAUCUCAGGCUGGACCGCCAACCAAAUCGUCGUCUUCCUGGAAGCCGUCCAACGCUUCAAGACCCCCCUGACAGCUACCCAAUCCCAAGCAAUGGGCAAAGCCUACUCCCUCGGCACAUCCCGCAACGUCGAGCUCUCCUUCCGCUACUUCGGCAUCGGUUUGACCGCCAAGGACGAGACGGUUUAUCAGCCUACGGCAGAGUUGCUGGGCAAGGUUGGACGGAUGAAGUUCGUGAGACCGUUGUAUAGGAAGUUGAAUAAGGUUGACCGCAAACUGGCACUGGAGACGUUUGAGAAGAAUAAGGAUUUUUAUCAUCCUAUUUGUAGGGAUAUGGUGGACAAGGAUUUGAAGGAGGGAUGAUGCAGCCGAGUCAGACGAGUCAUGAUCAAUUGAGCAGCACACGAAACCCUCAUCAUAAGCAGCAG